This is a messenger RNA of Anarrhichthys ocellatus (wolf-eel), 3463 nucleotides long. RefSeq names its product meiotic nuclear divisions 1 homolog (S. cerevisiae) (gene mnd1). Gene Ontology annotation, molecular function: double-stranded DNA binding. The transcript is spliced from 8 exons. The coding region runs from base 741 to 1358 and encodes 205 amino acids. Gene Ontology annotation, biological process: reciprocal meiotic recombination. Gene Ontology annotation, cellular component: nucleus. Lineage: Eukaryota; Metazoa; Chordata; Actinopteri; Perciformes; Anarhichadidae. The record is from RefSeq and is a predicted model, not a curated record.
UGAAAACACUGCGUUGGUUAAGAUGAUAUCAAGCUGCUUUUUUUUUUUUUUUUUUUUUUUAAAUAACGGACAUUAAUCAUCAGAAAUGCAACGUGCAUGUUCUGGUAUUUCUCCCUGCAGUGAUGAUUAAUCAGUAUUUUCAAAAUAAUUGCAGAUAAAAAAAGUCAUCACAGAACACUAAUGUCUCCCAGUAAAACAGCAGACCUACUGAAUGAAUAACGUUUGAAUGAAUACGAUAAUAAGGUUUUUGUUAUGUCAUGUCCCUAUUUAAACAAUGUUUUUAUUAGACAGCAGAGGGCAUCAGAAAAUCGUGACGUGACCUCAAACAUCGCUCCUCCCCCUUAAAGUAAUGCUGCCUUAAUUUGCAGUCGGAAAUUAUGGCGACUCGAGCGAACACGACACUAACGAUGGCAAACGUGACUGUUUUGCCCUCUUACAGAACAUUUCAGCACAAAUAAUAUAUGUUCUUAUUAGCUUUUAAAAUAUUUAAACUGAGCACAUUCACCGUGGCAAAAUAUGUUCGUUAUAAACUUACAUUCCCAUACUCAACACGAGAGCUGUGGAGUUUACGAGGAUCACUGAAGGCAGCAAAAGCCCCGUGACAGUCUUCCGCGGGAAUUUCAGUACUGGACGAAUUAUUUCUUUCCUAUUUGGAUUACAAACAUAACAGCGCUACAAAACAUAUUGUAAAGCAAACCAUUCAUGCCAGUGGACGUUGCUGGCACAGCCAACGCAAUACAAUGUCAAAGAAGAAAGGACUUAGUUUGGAGGAGAAGAGAACUCGCAUGAUGGAGAUUUUCUUUGAAACGAAAGAUGUGUUUCAGCUGAAAGACAUUGAGAAGAUCGCCCCUAAGACAAAGGGAAUAACUCCCAUGUCUGUGAAGGACGUGCUGCAGAGCCUGGUGGACGACAACAUGGUGGACUGUGAACGAGUGGGAACGUCUAACUACUACUGGGCCUUUCCCAGCAAGGCUCUGCACGCUCGCAAGCACAAACUGGAGGCGCUGCAAACACAGAUUUCUGAAGCGAAGCAGCGGAAGUUGUCCGUGCAGAAAGCGGUUGAAAAAGCGACAGUGGGACGUCAAGAUACAAAGGAGAGAAGCUCUCAGCUGAAGGAGUUGCAGGCUCUGAGAGAGGAGCGAACUCAGCUGAAGGCCGAGGUGGAGAAGUACAGAGAAUGUGACCCCGAGGUCAUCGAGGACAUGAGAAAGUCAAAUGUUGCAGCAAAAGAAGCCGUUUCCAGGUGGACAGACAAUAUUUUUGCCAUCAAGUCAUGGACGAAGAAGAAGUUCUCCUUUGACGACAGCCGCAUCGAUAAAGCCUUUGGGAUCCCGGAGGAUUUUGACUACAUGGACUAAAAGCUUUUUUCACCAGAGCUCAUGGUCGCAGUAAGCUGAAUAAUACGUGUUAAAGCUUCAGUUUGAAGCCAGUGUACCUGGUCUCAGCAGUCAUAGUUUAUGUUCUGUGUGUUAGAGUGAAAACCAGGCCUUUUUAUGGGCUUUGAUUAACGACAGAUACCGUAAUGUUGCCGUGGCAGAUGAACUUUAUCAGCCGGCAUGUUGCUUUGGUGCAACCGGAGAAGAGCAGCACCAAGCAUGAGUGGCUGUGAAGGGUGAAGGGCUUCUGUGAGGAACACAACCUAGUAAGCCUGACUUUUGGGACACCUGUUGGCAUGAAAACUGAGAGCCCCACUGUGAUGAUGGAAGGUAAUCUACACCUAACACAUCUGUGUAGCCAAUGGUCUAAUUUCAAUGGCUCAAACAGAUGGUUUGGAAUCAAAUCCUUGUGCUCUUUUCUUUCUGCCUUUUCUUUUUUCUGGGAGGAAAAAGGAAAAACUGCUUUUUAAGCAACAUCCAGUCCUCUUUGUUUACAAAAAGUGAUCAGGAUAAUUAAAUUGCACAAGAUGUGUUAUGUGUAAAAAUGCUGUAAAUAUUUAAAGUACGUUUACGUUUUGCAGAACCUCUUUUAUGGUGCCGCAAAUAAAAUGUCCCCUUUGAGUUGUACAAGCUGUUUUAUGCAGUUGUGUUCAUUCUAAAACUUAUUGUGUUUACAAAUGUAUUUACACCAGGCCUCCUUUCUUUUGUGCUUUCAAGUCUUUAGAAAUGACCACUGAAACAUGACCAAAUGUGUCACAAAGGCACAUUCUUUUCAGAGCUAUGCACUGUGGACAAAAAAAGGAAAACUGUUGUCAUGACUUGUCGAGAAUGACUAUUGCGCUGCUUAUUUUCCUCCCUUUUUUUUCUCCGUCAAACCAGAUCCCAAUGCAGAGUGUUUACUCAGUAACCUAGUUGACAAGGCCAGUGUGUCUGGGUUUGUUGAUUUACAUUUCAAAUGUGCUCUUCUCGUCUUACUCACCAGUUAAGGUUGAGUCAUGACUUUCUUUUAUUUAUGAUGUUGCCUAGCGCAAGUUCUUUUUUAUCUGCAGGCCAUCGAAGCAUACUGCAUGUAUAUAGUGUUUAUAAUGCUACCAAAUCCAUAAGAUCGGUUAUACAUCCGGAUAAGGAUAAUCUACUGAUAACAUGUGCAGUGUUCUUACAUGUUGUUGGAAAUGUUCUGGUGACUGGAGCAACAAUGAUCCAGAAAAAAAACAAUUUGAAAAUGCCUACCUGCAGUUUUGUUUGCUGCAACUGCCCCACCCACAGGAGAGCAACCCGAGUGUAUGUGCAUGUGUGUACCUGCCCAACCUGUCCUCACUGAUUCAUGUGUUUGACAUGCCGAAUGUUAGAAGCACUCCUAGAGGGUUGUGCAUAUGUUUUACCUCGCUGUCCCUCACUUAAAGACGACUGUUAAUUGAAGCUUUUUGGCUGAACGUGUCUUGGGAUCAACAAUGCCAUCAUUAGGCCAAGUAAAGACUUUCACCCAGCCUAAAGUAUAGGCCUAAAGGAAAGACGUAUGAUUAUAUACCACUGAACUGGUGCAUACAUAUUGCAUGCAAGGUAUACUCACAGUUCAAGUAAGGUAAAUAUAGAUUCUUACAAAAUGAUAAGUAUAUUAUAAGUACCAAUACAACAAUGCAAGAGAAAGUCCUGCAUUCAAAACCCUACUUUGGUAAAAGUAUUGUCAGCAAACUGUACUUAAAAUAUCAAAAGUGAAAGUAAUAGCAACUAAGUAUUUCACACUUCUAGUUACUUUUGACAUAAAAAAACAUGAUAUUCUAAUAUGAUAGGAAGCAGUAAAAUCAGCUUUUAUUGUACUGCAUUUCCAUGUUUGUAUUGCAUUUUUUUAUGGAGGACUUAUACUACUGUAACAAAGUAUUUAUAUACCCUUUAUUCUAAGUACAAGUAUGUCAAAAUUGUACUUGUGGUAGUAGGUAGUAAUGCAUCAUAUAAUACAGGCAUAUAAUGUGUUUUUGAGUAAAUAGUACAGUAAAAGUAUAAAGUACAAUGAGAUGGAAAUACUCAAGUAAAGUAAGUACCUCACAUUUGAGUGUUCAGUAACUUUCCACCACUGUAGUGUACGUUAU